AAAGUCUUUAAUUCGCAUUUAUGGGGGUUGCAGAUUUCAAAACUCAAAAGUCCAACCUCAACUUCCAACGACUCCAUUGAAACAGUCGUCAAAGUCAGCCACCCACCAUGAUGGCUUUCCAAAUUGAAUCCAUUAAUUGCAUCCACUCUUCCAUCUUUCCAUCCUUCUUCUCCAUCUCAGUUUUCUGUUAACUUUCCAAAGAUGGUUGUUUCAGUGGUACUUCUUCUUUCCCCAUUUCUUCUUUUGCAGCCAUGGAGUACGGCCGGUGAUGUUCUUGCUCCGAUUCUGUCUCCGAUCUUCGAAGAUGCUUGCAAAGAAGUGAAAUGUGGUGAGGGGACUUGCAAGCAAUCACAAAAUAGCACUAUUAUCCCAUUUGAAUGUGAAUGCUCACCUGGGUGGAAGCAACUAGCUGUUACUUCUGAUAAUGACGGCGAUCAGGGUUGGAAGUUUCUUCCUUGUGUCAUCCCCAAUUGCACACUCAAUUAUUCAUGUUCGCAAGCACCGUCCCCGGUGCAACAAAAGGAGAAGCAAGGGAAUGGAUCAGUUUUUGAUGCGUGCCAAUGGACCGACUGUGGAGGAGGAAAAUGCGUGACAACUUCCCCCUUCACCCAUAAAUGCGAGUGUAGCGAGGGUUACAAUAACCUUCUCAACUUGACCUUUUCACCUUGCUUUAAAGAAUGUUCACUUGGAGCGGACUGUAAGGACCUUGGCAUUGGUUUAAUGGACAAACCAUCUCCACCUCCGAGUUUGUCUCAAGAUCGUUCAAACCAAGCUAACUAUAGACUCAAAGGUGGCUAUGAUUGGUUGCUAUUCGCGUUCGCCCUAUUGGCUAUUUAACGACUUACUAGUCUCGGCUCAUGGUUAGGUGACCGAGUUGUGUUAUUGGUGUUGUAUUUGUGUCAACCGGUCUCCUGACCCGUCAACAUUCCGUGUGUAUUAUAGGGUAGAGGAGUCAAAGAGAACAAGGGAUGUAACGAUGAGAAUAAUAGGAUGUCAAUUAGUGUGUUACACGGACACAUUUUAGAUUAUAUGUUGUAUAACAAGUGGUUAGAAAGCGUAUACAA
Messenger RNA from Helianthus annuus (common sunflower), 1064 nucleotides. RefSeq names its product protein jagged-1. NCBI's taxonomy places the organism in Eukaryota, Viridiplantae, Streptophyta, Magnoliopsida, Asterales, Asteraceae. Bases 202 to 837 code for a protein of 211 amino acids. The transcript has 6 exons. The record is from RefSeq and is a predicted model, not a curated record.